Messenger RNA from Dermacentor albipictus, 2464 nucleotides. Its product is annotated as innexin inx2-like. Gene Ontology annotation, biological process: phototransduction. Lineage: Eukaryota; Metazoa; Arthropoda; Arachnida; Ixodida; Ixodidae. Gene Ontology annotation, cellular component: gap junction; plasma membrane. The record is from RefSeq and is a predicted model, not a curated record. Gene Ontology annotation, molecular function: gap junction channel activity.
ACACCGAUAAGGGAGGGCUCCGCCACUCUACCGGCCGCAUCGCCCACAGCCCCGUCGAGGAUCCCGGCAGCCGCGGGCUGAACAACGCCGCCAUGGACAAGCUCUUCUUCACCGACUCGUUCAGAAAGAUCCUGCGAGUGGGGAAAGUGCAGACAGACAACAAUGUCUUCCGGCUCCACUACCGCUUCACGGGACUGUUCUUGCUCGCCUGUAGCGUGCUCGUCAGCGCAACGCAGUUCUUCGGCAACCCGAUCUACUGUGUGGCCCACGACGCUAUACCCGAGCCGGUGAUGAACACCUACUGCUGGGUGGAGGGAACCAUCACCCUGCCCCGCUCGCUGAACGCCACAGUGGGCAAGCAGGUCGCCUCGCCCGGCGUCGACCAGCGCCGCAUCAAGGACGGUGACGAGGUGAUCGAGCACGCGUAUUACCAGUGGGUCUGCUUCGUCCUGUGCCUGCAGGCCAUCAUGUUCUACUUUCCACGCUGGCUCUGGCGGAGCUGGGAGAACGGACGCGUCCAGGCGCUCCUCCUGGAGCUGAACAAGCCACUGCUCGAGCACGAGAAGAAGCAGAAGCAGGUGGACGACGUGGUUGACUACUUCUACCGGCACCGGAGCCAGAACCAGUCGUACGCGCUGCGCUUCUUCCUCUGCGAGCUGAUCAACUUCGUCAAUGUCAUCGGCCAAAUGUACUUCAUCGACAAGUUCCUCGGGGGAAUGUUCUCGACUUACGGCGCCGACGUCAUCCGCUUCAUGAACGAAGACCCCGAAGUGAGGGUUGACCCCAUGAUUCGCGUCUUCCCCAAGAUGACCAAGUGCCGCUUCCAUCGGUUCGGUACAUCGGGAGACGUGCAGAAGCAUGACUCCAUCUGCCUCCUCCCGUUGAACAUCAUCAACGAGAAGAUCUACGUAUUCCUGUGGUUCUGGCUCAUCAUCCUCGCCGUGGUCACGGGAAUCGCGCUGUUGUACCGUGUAGUCGUCUGUUCGUUCCCCCGCUACCGGUACCUGCUAUUGAAGACCCUCAGUCGCAUGGUGCAACCCAAGACCAUGGAUCAGCUGGUGAUGAAGGCUGCGUAUGGCGACUGGUUCGUACUCUACUUGCUGAAGGACAACAUGCAGGCGCACCACUUUCGGGACAUCGUGAUCAAGCUUUCUCAGAGGCUGGCAACGGAGAAGGACCCGGAUUACGUGGACGGAACGCUCAACUCCUCAGUAUAAACCACACCCACCUUUGCGACUUCUUGAACAGCACGGCGAAAUAUGCGGCUCGGUGCGGUACCGUACGUGCAAACAUCGGCACGUCAUCGAAACUAAGUCGUUCCACACAGUGAUUUUUCCGCAUAUACCACUUCCAUACAGACUUGUAAUAACUGCAUUUGCAUUUGUUGUGCAUUUGUUCAUUUUAAUAAGUAAAAUGGUACGUUCUGGAUUUUAUUAGAUGGCAGUCGAUGACAGGAUCGAGCGCCUCAUUUUUCUUAUAUAAUUGUUUAUGAGGCUCCGAGUGAGUGCUUCGUAAACCUCUGAAUGCUGAUACGAAUAUGUACUUUUUUGGCAAAUGUAAAACAGGUUUAUUGGAACUUUGAGAAUUUUCAUUUUGAAAUUACAUUGCAUUCCAAGUUGUUCAGUGGCUCACUGACGAAGCAUCAGAGUAUACUGCUUCAGAAAAGCAAUACAAGCACAGACGCUACGGCACUGCCGACUUUCGAGAUCUUCAAAGAGCGCUUAGUGUAUAAUGCCGAAACACUUGUUGACCUCUCUUCGUCGUUAGAAUGGACUUCCAACCAACGAAGAAAACCCUUUGUAAAGUCGAGGAUGGAUUUCAACCAGGGAAACAUUACGCACCAACAAUUUAAAUGACUAAGGGUACACAGCUUAUCCUUUAAAGGCGUGAAAUCUGAUUCUGGAGAGAACGCACCGACCCUGUGACGCUAUCGACUUUAGCUGCUUGUUAUGCCCACUCAACCUUAUUUUUGAUUUGCGCAUCCACCUUCUCCACUUCGAUGCUUGUCUUUCUUUUUUUAAUGUGAAACGUGUACCUCGUUAGUUAGUGGCACAAACACGGUUUUCAGGUCACUAAUGCAAAUAUUUUAGUGUGGGCCGCAUCGCAAAUCACGAAAUGACCGCGUUUUUCUGAACUUCCCAACACACAAUAUUCUAGCUGUGUUCGUGUUUUGGUGUUCUCGUUCAUUACAUUUCUGCUUACCAGCACACGCUGUGUUUAUCACUUUUUUGUGAAUCUUCAUUUGCACUAAAUGGUAUAGAGAAUGUGCUUUGAACUGCUCUAUGCUUCCUUUCGUAACAAUCGAUCGCCGUUUUCGAUCCCGUUCACGCAUUUAUGUGCUCUGGGUUGCCUCAAUGUUGGUUCCUAUAUAAUGUAACCCGAUUGAUCUCUGCCAAACUCUGAUUCACGGCCACAAGAUACCGUACGUGUAAUAUGCUCCCAACAAUAAACCCAAGUGACUUGA